Molecule: messenger RNA, 750 nt
Organism: Bactrocera latifrons
Lineage: Eukaryota; Metazoa; Arthropoda; Insecta; Diptera; Tephritidae
Exons: 2
Coding region: 418-726 (102 amino acids)
Source: RefSeq, a predicted model, not a curated record
GUUCGGAUGUCAAAAAUUGUAGUGUGGCUUAUUUAACGCGAGUUAAGAAAUAAAAUUGAUAUAAUAAAAUUAAAAGAAAUACCGUGAAAUUGUAAUAGCCAGCUUAUGAUGAGUACAAAUGUGCAAAGUUACUUUUAAUAAUGAGAGAUUAAGCAAAUGUUACAUCAAAGGGAAGUUGCCGACGACGUUACAACAAAAGUUCAUAAAAUAAAAUAUAACAACAAUAAAAAAUAAAAUAAAUUAAAACAACAGUCUAAAUAAUUAAAGUAGAUUAAAAGCAGUUAAGUACCGCCAGUCAGACGUUUAUAACACAUUAAGCGCUCCAAAGCCAAACAACAAUAGCAGCAAAUAAGCAAAAAGUAUGCGCACCAAAUUUGUUGUUACUACUUACACGUAUACACACCUACACGCGCUAGUAUGGCUCACGCCGUCGAAGUUGCCGGCAAACGGAAUGCCACAAAGCCAAUAACAGCAGCAGCGCAUAAAAAGCAACAACUACGUCGACUAUUUUUGCUGUUGCAAGUUUGCAUUGCUGUUUUAGUGGCCAGCAGUUGUUUGGCAUUGCCAUCGGCAGCCGACGCGAAACGUCUCGAUGGUCGUCAUUUUCAUGCUCAUCAUGAGCAACAACAACAGCAUGCACAUCACAGGCGCCGUUUGCAGCGCGAUUCGACCAGUAAAAUUUUGAACACACGCGAACAUGCAGCAGCGUGCGGGAUUACUUCAUGACGAUCGACAUUAAGCUGGCAGGCA